AUGAGUCGUUUCUCUCGCUUAGCUUCGUCGUCGUCAUCCUCGUCGGACGAUGACAAAGAUGAAGAAUUGUUCAUCGCAUUGCAGCAAACACAUAGUCAAUAUCAAGCUAUGCAAGUUCCUCGAUGGGGCGGGUCUGUACCAAGGCGUCAGUAUGUUCAUCGCGAUAGAGAAGCCAGGCAUUGGAGGCUGUACAACGACUACUUUUCAGAUGCUCCGACCUACGGGGCAAAUUUCUUUCGCCGCAGAUCUUUGGAUUUGGCAUGCUUUUUUGGUUUAGCAGGGUCUCACAAUGAUAUCAAUGUUCUUCACCGUUCUCAUCUUUUUGCAAAGCUAGCCGAAGGGGAAGCUCCACAAGUUAAUUACACUGUCAAUGGUCAUAAUUAUACAAUAGGGUAUUACCUUGCAGAUGACAUCUAUCCUCAAUGGGCGACAUUUGUGAAGACCAUACCACAGCCACUGGGAAAUAAGAGAAAAUAUUUUGCCAAGGCACAGGAGGCAGUUCGGAAGGAUGUUGAAAGAGCAUUUGGAGUUCUACAAUCUCGUUUCGCCAUUGUUCGUGGACCAGCCCAAUUCUGGGAUAAAGAUACCCUAAGACAAAUUAUGAUAGCUUGUGUCAUAAUGCAUAAUAUGAUUGUUGAAGAUGAGAGGGAUGAAGAUGAACAGAUGCAGUACGAGUAUGCUGGCCAACUUGUGAGACCUACACCGCGUGAAGUUCGUAAUCGUACUCCGGAGCUACAUGAUUUCCUUCAAGCUCAUAAUAACAUCAGGAAUAGGGAAACUCACUCUCAACUUCAAGAAGAUCUAGUUGAGCACCUCUGGCAACGUCAUGCAGACAUGUAUUGA
This is a messenger RNA of Phragmites australis (common reed), 843 nucleotides long. RefSeq lists its product as uncharacterized. The transcript has 2 exons. Bases 1 to 843 code for a protein of 280 amino acids. The record is from RefSeq and is a predicted model, not a curated record. Lineage: Eukaryota; Viridiplantae; Streptophyta; Magnoliopsida; Poales; Poaceae.